GUCUGUUCCACGGCGCCAUUUGCGAGAGCGGCGCCAUCUUGUGGGACAUGCAGUGGAAGCCCUACGAGACGUCGCUAAACCUCGCGCGGGCAGUGGGCUGCUUCGUGGGCGACGACGCUGAGGUGCUCGAGUGCUUGCGCCACGUCGACCCCAUCGAGUUGGUUUUGGCCGCGAGAUUCGAUGCGCCGCUGCCCAGGGAUCGCGACCGGAUCAUGACGUUUACCUUCAAUCCUGUGGUGGAGGAGCUGCAAGUGCCUGAGGUGGAGACUUUCAUAACGGGAACCCCCGAAGAGCUUCUGAAACAUGGCUGCCAACAUGACGUUCCUUUCAUGACUGGUAUAAGCGAAGAAGAAUGGAUUUUGACCAUUGCCAACGACAGCGACCGAGUUCCCGAAGCCAUGGACGAACUCCGAAAUUUCUUCCUGGGUGGACAACCGUUGACCUAUGGCAACAUAGACGGAUAUCAAGCCAUGCUUGGAGAUUUACAGACCGCCCAAAGCAUGUAUUACAGUGUUAAUUACAUGAGUCGAGCCCGAAAAUCGGAUAUUUAUGUGUACUGCUUUACUGCUGAUCAAGAUCUGAAUUAUCUGAAAGCUGCUUUCAACCUCAGUGUUCCAGGUGCAUCUCACGCUGACGAAUUAGGGUACCUCUUCAGAACAAACUUCCUUCCGAACGUCUCGUCCUCCAACCCUGCACAUCUCACUCGCAGAAGAAUGGUCAAACUCUGGACAAACUUCGCCAAAUAUGGGAAUCCUACGCCCACAUACGACCCGCUGAUUGGCGCCGAGUGGCUGCCGUACACAACCAGCGAGCGAGACUACAUGGAGCUGGGCGGCGAGAUCAUCCCGUCCGUGGACCUGCACGGCGAGCGCGUUCGCUUCUGGGAGGCCUUCUACAGCAGAUACGGCCUCAAGGGCGAGCGGCCUGGCUGGCGCUGGGGCACCUGCCCCGAGCCCUCCAAGUUCUCCUUCACCUCUCGCCGGGACAGGGCCCACUUCGAAAACCGUUUCACGCAUUUCAGCGAAAACCCU
Molecule: messenger RNA, 1031 nt
Organism: Gryllus bimaculatus (two-spotted cricket)
Lineage: Eukaryota; Metazoa; Arthropoda; Insecta; Orthoptera; Gryllidae
Source: the annotation of a GenBank genome assembly